Molecule: messenger RNA, 1451 nt
Organism: Nymphaea colorata (pocket water lily)
Lineage: Eukaryota; Viridiplantae; Streptophyta; Magnoliopsida; Nymphaeales; Nymphaeaceae
Product: methylsterol monooxygenase 2-2-like
Exons: 7
Coding region: 338-1132 (264 amino acids)
Biological process (GO): 4-alpha-methyl-delta7-sterol oxidation; sterol biosynthetic process
Molecular function (GO): iron ion binding; C-4 methylsterol oxidase activity
Source: RefSeq, a predicted model, not a curated record
CGUGGUGGGAUUGUCGCUCUUGACUGAAUCGGGUCCGCCUCACGUGGACAGUCUGUCAAGGAGGGAGGAAGAAGGCAGAGCGAGCGGUAGAGAUACUCUCGUGUCUCUCCUCUCCGGGAGAAUAGCAAGAGGGACAGUGUGGCCUCCUCCUUCCGACCUCUUCUUCUCGCUUCUACCUUGCUCGCGCUUCUGAUCGCUCGCCAUUGGCAUUGUCUCCUCUUCUUUUACCGUCCCUCUCGCUCUGUUUGUCUGAAGGGAGAGACCUGCUUCUCUCUGUCGAUUUCUCUGCUCCGAGUCGCUCGGACGUGCACAUAGACUCAAGCACGCUUUCUCGGCAAUGGCGUCUCUUCUGGAAUCGGGAUGGCUGUAUCUGAUCACACAUUUCAGUGACUUUCAACUUGCGUCACUUGGAAGUUUCCUGCUUCAUGAAAGCAUCUUUUUUCUGUCAGGCCUUCCAUUUAUAUUCAUUGAAAGGACUGGGUUGUUAAGCAAAUACAAGAUUCAGAACAAAGUUAAUACCGCUGCUGCACAGGAGAAAUGCAUCCUAAAGCUGUUGCUCUACCACUUCUGUGUGAACCUUCCACUUAUGAUGGUUUCAUAUCCCGUCUUUAGAUUCAUGGGGAUGCGGAGCACACUUCCAUUGCCAUCCUGGAAAGUGGUUGUGCCACAGAUAAUCUCUUAUUUUGUUCUGGAAGACUUUGUCUUUUACUGGGGUCACAGGAUUUUACAUACCAAAUGGCUGUACAAGCACGUGCAUAGCGUACAUCAUGAGUAUGCAACACCUUUUGGAUUAACUUCAGAAUAUGCUCAUCCUGCUGAAAUAUUGUUCCUUGGGUUUGCUACUAUUGUUGGGCCAGCCAUCACUGGGCCUCACCUGUUUACCCUUUGGCUGUGGAUGAUGCUAAGAGUCCUGGAGACAGUAGAAGCACAUUGUGGCUAUGAUUUCCCGUGGACUCUAUCAAAGGUGCUGCCAAUAUAUGGAGGGGCUGAUUUCCAUGACUAUCAUCACCGUUUGCUCUAUACCAAAUCAGGCAACUACUCAUCAACAUUCACAUACAUGGAUUGGUUAUUUGGUACAGACAAAGGUUACCAGAAGCUGAAAGCACUGAAGAAAGAAGAGGAGUCCACAUAAAUAACCUUUCGAAGUUUGAAUGCCUCUGGGGUUAGUGUUGGAUUGGAAAUGCUGGCGAGAUUGGUCCUGGAAUAUGUAGAAGUUUAUGCAGCUUGGCUUGAAGGUUGGCAUCUUUUAAGAAGGUUUGUUUUAGAGACUUUUAUAUGCAUGCAUGCGUGUACGCCUGUCUGUUGGAAAAUGAAAUCUUCAUUUUGCCUUUCUGAUCUGCACUAAUUCGUUGCUUGGGUUUGAUCGUGGUGAAAGUGUAUCCGUCUAUGACCUAACUUCCCUGCAUAAAUGUGAAUUAAUUUCUCUAGUCAAAUAUUUAUUGGUACUUCUA